Megalobrama amblycephala (Wuchang bream) is the source of this 3903-nucleotide messenger RNA. RefSeq names its product mahogunin, ring finger 1b (gene mgrn1b). Gene Ontology annotation, biological process: protein ubiquitination; endosome to lysosome transport; negative regulation of G protein-coupled receptor signaling pathway. The record is from RefSeq and is a predicted model, not a curated record. The transcript is spliced from 17 exons. NCBI's taxonomy places the organism in Eukaryota, Metazoa, Chordata, Actinopteri, Cypriniformes, Xenocyprididae. The coding region runs from base 508 to 2085 and encodes 525 amino acids. Gene Ontology annotation, cellular component: cytoplasm; nucleus; early endosome. Gene Ontology annotation, molecular function: ubiquitin protein ligase activity.
GAUAUGCUACAGCCCUCGCGGGUCGCCUCGCAACAACGAUUUCCUUGUGUUGUGUUUUCGCGAAGACACUGCUACUAUUAUCUCGAGGAAAGAAACACCAAACGAUACUUUUUUUCCGCAGGUCUUUUUUCUCUUGCCUGUCAGAAUUUACGUUUGUGUGUUGAUGUACCCGUUCACAUCUUGUUUUGUUGGGUAGCCGUUCGUGACAGGCGAAACUAACUAUUAGCUAGGCUCUGGCUUGCUAGUCAGUUAGCCAAGUGUCAAGACUGGUCCAGCUGACAGAACUGAGCAUCACAUAAUACGACUGUACGAAACCCAUCUCAGAUCCGUCUCAGAAGAAAGGAAAUGUCGCUCAAACACGUGUCAUGUUAAUUUAAACACUUGUGUCGUUUCGGAGCGGGUUCUGUUAUUACGCGGCUAGCUGCUUAGCUGACUUUAACAGCCGUGUUACUGUUGUCGUACGCCUUAACAACUGCUUAUUUGUUUUGAUCGGGCUGUGUUGGAGAAAUGGGUUCAAUUCUCAGUCGAAGAAUCGCUGGAGUUGAGGACAUCGACAUCCAGGCUAAUUCAGCGUACAGAUAUCCUCCAAAAUCAGGAAACUAUUUUGCCAGCCACUUUUUCAUGGGAGGAGAGAAGUUUGACACCCCUCAUCCAGAGGGUUACCUUUUCGGGGAAAACAUGGAUCUCAACUUUCUUGGUAACCGCCCAGUGCAGUUUCCCUAUGUUACUCCAGCACCCCAUGAGCCAGUCAAGACUUUGAGAAGUCUUGUCAACAUCAGAAAAGACUCAUUACGAUUAGUCAGGUAUAAAGAUGAUGCUGAUACUCCUACUGAUGAAAGCAUAAAACCGAGGGCCUUAUAUGGAGUGGAGUUCACCUUUGACUCAGAUGCGCGAGUGGCCAUCACCAUCUACUGCCAGGCUUUUGAGGAGUUCUCCAAUGGGAUGGCAAUGUACAGCCCCAAAACCCCUGCAUUGGUCUCUGAAACCGUAUAUUACAAAAGAGGGGUUAGCCAGCAGUUUACCCUGCCAUCCUUCAAGAUUGAUUUCUCUGAAUGGAAGGAAGAAGAUCUUAACUUUGAUUUGGACAGAGGUGUUUUUCCCAUGGUGAUUCAGGCUGUGGUCGAUGAAGGAGAUGAUUGCUUGGGACAUGCACAUGUACUACUGGCAGCGUUUGAAAGACAUGUUGAUGGCAGUUUCUCAGUGAAACCAUUGAAGCAGAAACAAAUAGUGGAUCGUGUUAGUUACUUGUUACAGGAGAUUUAUGGAAUUGAGAACAAGAACAAUCAAGAGACAAAGCCAUCCGACGAUGAAAACAGUGACAACAGCAAUGAGUGUGUGGUGUGUCUGUCGGAUCUGCGGGACACUCUGAUUUUACCUUGUAGGCAUUUGUGUUUGUGUAACUCCUGCGCUGAUACUCUACGCUACCAGGCCAACAACUGCCCGAUCUGCCGACUACCAUUUCGAGCUCUUCUUCAGAUCCGAGCUGUAAGAAAGAAGCCUGGAGCGCUUUCUCCUGUUUCCUUCAGCCCAGUGCUAGCGCAGAGCAUGGACCAUGAUGAGCACUCCAGCUCAGACUCGGUUCCCCCUGGCUUUGAGCCCAUCUCCCUGCUGGAGGCUUUGAACGGUCUUGGUGCCGUGUCCCCUGGCAUUCCUUCUGCGCCUUUGUAUGACGAGAUCAACUUCUCUGGGAGCCUGAGUGGAGAGAGCCGGCAACUCAGUUCACCUGACCACUCUGGAGACAGUGCCGGACAGAAGAGCAAAGUCAGCAAGUCACCAGACAGCACUCUACGCUCUCCAUCAUCACCCAUUCAGGAGGAGGAUGAAGAAAAACUGUCUGAGAUGUCUGAUGCACAAGCUCACAUGCUGCUGUCCAGCAGUCCCGCCCCCACUGAGGGUACGGCUGGGGAGGACGCCCCUGAUUCACUCUCUCCUGAAGAUGAGGAUGGACUAAAUUUGGAGGAAGAGGCCAUGAAUGACUGUAGCAGCGAGCACAGCAGCUAUACCAAAACUGAAAGUGACCCACCUGGAGACCUGUCCCUCCCCGCUCUAGGUCCUGAUUCCUGCUCUAUUGGUAUGGAAGAGUAACUGGUUUGUCUGGUUCAACUGAAAGUCUGAACACUCAGAGUACCUGCUGCUCCAGCCAGCCUCUCCUUGGUCCCUCAAGCCAUUUUCACAUGGACGAUGAAGAACUGGAUAUUUAACCAUGCAGGCCCAUCUCCUCUGAAAACUAUGUACAUCCCGACAUUAAGUUUCCUUUAAUGUCCCCACAUUGCAGUUUGAUGCACUCCCAUUUCAGUAUCCAACUUUUACUAUAUGAGUGACUCUAGUUUCAGUCCUUUUGUUUUUGAACAUAACUGGCUGAGGCUGAUGAGAUUUGUUCUGUUUGUCAUAUUUCUUUGUGCUUGAUUUUAGGGCUCUAUUUCAUCGAGUUGCCUACUUAAUUCACCCAAAAACGGUCACCCUCACAUUAUUCAAACCAUGAAUUAUUUUCUUUCUUCCAUGAAUUAGAAUGUCAAAGCUUAUUUUAUCCAUAUUUUGAAAGUGGAUGGUGAUUUGAUAAGCUCCAUAAAGCACUGUAAAAAAAUAUCAUUAGUCUGUACUACAUAUCAAGUUGUCUGUAUGACUUAUAUGCUAUAUAUUAUUCUUCCUAAGCCAUACAGUAUGAUUUGUGUGAUAAACUCUAAACUCCAUCUAAAAAAAGCCUUUAUGGAAACUUUUGAAGCUUCGCCAUCCAUCUUUUCGUGGUAAAAGAAACAAUGUGGUUAUAAUGACAUGAGGGUGAAUAAAUGGUGAUAAUUUUCCUUGGUAGAAGGAUGUUGCAGGUGCAUCUAUGGUUCCAUUAACAACCUUUAACAUCCAGAAACCUUUCCAUUGCACAAAAGGCGUAGUUUAAGAGUGUAGUUGAGGAGGUUGAGGGAGCAGAACGCCAUCUCAGUGCUUGGUUAUGUGAUACUUAAUAUAGACCUUUGAUCUGGACUAUAUUAUAACACUUAUUAACAUACAGCAGGUUUAUAGACAAAGCACAUUUAAAUAAAAACUCAUUUCAGGUUAUCUCUAAGACUAAACAAAAGUAUUGACUCAAUAAAUGAUCGUAUUAAACUCAUUAGUAAGUAAUACAGAAAUAUAACUGCUUUUGAAAUGUUUUUAGUAAGUGCUUAAAUGUCCUGAACUUAUUUUUUGUGCGCUGACUGAAGACAGUCAGAAAACACCUCGGAAUAUAUACAUUCAUGAUUUCAGAUGUAAUAUUUAUAGUGAUCAAAUAAUGUUGAAAAUGGUGGACUUGUCAGUUUAAUGACAAAAAUAUUGUGUGGUCUAACAGUGUUUUAAAUGUGCUUGCUUGUUCAGCUAUUUAUGCUCUUUAAAACUUUAAGGACUAAAAAAAGCCAUGAUGGACUCUAUUUACCUCUUUAUUUGCUUUAUAAAUAUUGUUGAAGUAUGAAGUACUUCAACAUGAGAAGGCAUUCCUUUCAUGUGUCGGUUCAGAUGUUAUUUAAUCACUUUAGCUUUGUAAAUAUGUGGCAGGUUGGUUGUAUUUCUUCACAGCAGGACCUUGUAUUUCUAAGAAAGGAAAGAACAGCUCAAUGAACAAGUCACAAGAAGCAUGAAGUCUCAUUGUUCUCCUCAAACAUGCAGAUAUGCUGUGUCUUGUUGCAUUAUGCACAGAGGUUUAUGUGCCUUUAAAAAACAAAGCAAGUGUUGCUAUAGCUUUUGCUCAUAGCUGUGCUGUUCAUCUUGAAAGCUGUAACCUUUAGCCUUGAUUUACAUUUAUGCAUUACAUGUGUGGCUACUUAUUUUUAAUGUCCAUUUUGAAGAGCAGAUCAUUUUAAAUUGAUAUUAAGAAGGUAACGUAUUGCUUAUACUGAACAUGAAUACAAAUAAACUUUGUAAUGCUAUGAUACAUGA